Molecule: messenger RNA, 1110 nt
Organism: Emiliania huxleyi CCMP1516
Lineage: Eukaryota; Haptophyta; Isochrysidales; Noelaerhabdaceae
Exons: 2
Coding region: 13-762 (249 amino acids)
Source: RefSeq, a predicted model, not a curated record
CCGAUCCUGAAGAUGGCCUCGGCAGGCGGCGCCGGCUCGUCCAUGACGGCGGCUGACCUGAACCAUCGCGCAAUGGCGCUGCGCGCCAAGGUGGAGGAGCUCGCUCAGCAGAGCAUGCACCCGCACAGCGCUGUGCUGGGCGCGAAGCUGCCCGUCUCACAAGUCAGCAAUACAGAGAUGAGUGUGUACAUCAAGUGGUCGUUGCUGCUGCAGGAGCAGCUCUCCACUGCCUCGAAGCAAGUCGCGGCGCUGCGCAACUUUCGCGCCGCGCUCGCGCACGACAACAGCCAGCUCCGAGCGUUUGCCGACAGCGCGACCCGCAGCGGUGUCACACCCAGUGCCUACUGCGCCGCCGCCGUUGCGGCGAGCGUCCCAUCCGCGGGAGCGUCCGGUUCGACGGUGCCGAGCAGCUUACAGCAGGUUCCGGAUUGCUUUGGCGCUCCGCUCGGCGCCGCACCCGCCGCGCCGCCGCCUGCCGCCGCCGCGCCGAUGCCCGCAGCUUGCCCGCCGGCCGCUGCCGUCCCGCCGCCCGCAGCGGCUGGCCCGCCGGGCGGCGCGCUGGUCAGCCCGGGCCAGCACAUCCUCGCGUCGAGUCCCGGGCUGCUGGACGACCUGCUCGCGGUGCCGACCAUCGACGACAGCCUGCUGCUGACUCCAAACCUGGAGCGGCUCGCAAACGAGCUCGAGGUGAACCCGCAGGCGGAGUGGUGCGUCGACACGCGCCUCUCGAGCUCGGAGGAGCCGAAGCCGCCCCAGCCGUGAGCGCGCGGGCCGCCCGCCAAGGAGCUCGUGCAUGCUUGCGAGGUUGUGCCGUGAGCGCGCCCGUCCCUCACAGGGAGCCGGCGCCGCUUGCCCCUCCCCUCCCUCGUUCUCGCCACUGGUCCGGCAUCGCCCGCCCCUGCCGUUCCUGCCGGUGGACCCGUCUUUUGCCAGUUCUAGGUCACGGCUCGGGCAGAGCAGACACGCAUGAUAUUUGACAUGCCUGUGCAUCUCCAGCACACACGGACACGCGCACGGGCCACCCGUUCGCCUGUACCGCACACUCCACACAUGACAAUGUCUGGCUCUCCGGUUAUACGUUACGUGUCUCAUGAUAUUUUUUAUGUUGGG